Messenger RNA from Cetraspora pellucida, 483 nucleotides. The record is from the annotation of a GenBank genome assembly. NCBI's taxonomy places the organism in Eukaryota, Fungi, Glomeromycota, Glomeromycetes, Diversisporales, Gigasporaceae.
AUGGUUUCUGAGUUUAAUAAUAAUGAUGUGCAAUAUUUUUGUUAUAAUGUGCAUAUUUUAAACUUUGGUGUAGAAGAAAAAAUUAAAAAACCAAAACCAAAAUAUAACAACAGACACUCAAAACCGACACGCGGUGGUGGGCGUAAAUUUACAAACCCAAGACGUCUUGCUAUAGAAAAAGACGAAGAAGAUGGAUUGUGGGAGCAUCGGGAAGCGCAUAAUGAUAUAGAAAGUUCUGAUGAUGAAGAGGAAAGAGAGGUUGUUGUUAAAAAGUCAAAAGAAACCAAGGAAUCAAAAGAAUCAAAAUCAGAAAGUCUUGAAUCUACUGCUGAAAAAGAGGCCGCCAAACAGCGAUAUUGGAAACUUCAUUUAGAAGGUAAAACAGAGCAAGCAAAAGCUGAUUUAGCACCUAAAGCUGAAGCACAAAAAGCAAAAUUAGAAAAAGAAGGGCGUAAGUCCCGGAAUAAGUCCAAAGUUAAUUGA